Solanum dulcamara is the source of this 1703-nucleotide messenger RNA. Its product is annotated as leucine-rich repeat receptor protein kinase EMS1-like. NCBI's taxonomy places the organism in Eukaryota, Viridiplantae, Streptophyta, Magnoliopsida, Solanales, Solanaceae. The coding region runs from base 261 to 1403 and encodes 380 amino acids. The record is from RefSeq and is a predicted model, not a curated record. Gene Ontology annotation, molecular function: protein kinase activity; ATP binding. The transcript is spliced from 2 exons. Gene Ontology annotation, biological process: protein phosphorylation.
UUACUAGUGGGCAUACUACUGUUAGUAGAAGUAUAAUGAAAUUCUACUGUAUGGACCGUUGACCGCAAUCCCAGUCCACGCUUUCAGACAAGCCAGCAUCUUCUCUUUCAUUCAAAACCCCAUCUUCCUCACCCGUUAAUGGCGGCUUCUCCUUUUCCUUCUUUCUCUAAUCCGCCAAUUUCCAUCUUUCCUAUCAUUCUUAUCAACCAAUCGGAAAAAGAAAAACCCACUUUUGCUUUUAAUUUUACUUUAUUUCUUCCAUGGAUCCUCCACUUCAAGCUUUUAUAGCUGCGGCUUCCAGCUUCGUUGCAGUCAUCUUGAUCUUUACUGCUCUCUAUGUUUUCUGCAGAGACCCUAUCAAACGUCGUCGUAUUGAAGAGACCCUGAAUCAUCCCCAGAGCCGGACCCGAAACACCCGGGCGAUAGCUAGUAGAAAUACGGAGCUUUCAUCCAUCGCCGUGACUGAAAGUGCAACAUUUGACCCAUCUCUGCAUCAAAUCUCCAUGAAGGAGCUCGCCGACGCGACCCGAGAUUUCUCACCGGAGCUCAUCAUCGGCGACGGGAGUUUCGGGAUGGUAUACAAGGCGAAGCUGAACUCCGGCAUCACCGUCGCCGUGAAGAAGCUCUCCGCCGAUGCUUUUCAAGGAUUCCGGGAAUAUCGGGCCGAGAUGGAAACCCUAGGUAAGAUCCAACACGAGAAUAUAGUCAAAAUGCUCGGGUAUUGCUCCACGGGUUGUGACCGGGUCCUUAUUUACGAGUUCAUCGAAAAAGGUAGUCUUGAUCAAUGGCUUUACGACACGUCAUCGACAUCGGAUAUGUUGGAAUCAAUGCCAUGGAGUCCACUAAAUUGGGGAACAAGGAUUAAAAUUGUUAAAGGAGUAGCUAAGGGACUUGCUUAUAUGCAUAAUUUGGAUACUCCAAUCAUCCAUAGAGAUAUCAAAGCUAGUAACAUCUUAUUAAAUGGAAAUUUUGAAGCUUAUAUUGCUGAUUUUGGAUUGGCUAGGAGAAUUCAAGGGUCACAUUUACAUGUAUCAACACAAGUAGCAGGAACAAUGGGGUACAUGCCACCAGAGUACAUUAAUGGUGCACCAAUGGCAAAAACAAAUGGAGAUGUUUAUAGUUUUGGUGUGUUAAUGUUAGAGAUUGUCACAGGGAGGCGUCCUAAUUUCCCAUUUACAGGAGAAGAUGGUCAUGAAAUUAGGCUUGUCAAUUGGAUUAGUAGUAUGGUAGAGCAAGAAAGGUAUAUGGAAAUGGUUGAUGUCAAUCUUUCAAAGGCUGACUUGAAAGAAAGUGCAAUUGUUGAGUAUUUUAGGAUUGCCAUGAUGUGUGCUAAUGAAAAUUGUCACGCUAGGCCUCCCAUGAAUGAAGUCGUCGAGAUUCUGAAUGGAAUUUCAACAUGUUAAAGGGAUGACAUUCAUUUCUUCAUAGAAUUACUCCAUACUUAUGCUGAUGAAGAUAAUAUAUACUUAGUAUAACGGUCAAGAUGUGCUCAAAUCGAUCCAAAUACCAAUUGUUAUUCAAAAAAUGUAAGUACAUAAACACCUUGAUUUUUCUAUUUUUAUUUUUGCAAGACCUGCAUUAUCAAAUCAAGUAGAUGUUAUAAUAGAAUACGUCGGUUGUUGAAAAGUGGCGGCCCUGUUUUCUGGCUGAAUAUGGCAAUGAUUCAUGGCAAGAAAGUUCCGACUAGCGAAUUGGUUGACCUC